UAGUAAUAAAACAUAUUCUCCGUGACUCAUGCAUCUUUUUAAAGAUUUGCAGUCUUUGUAAGAAAACAUAAAAACUAAAAAAAGAAAAAUGAGGUGGGGCAGAAUAUCAAAAUCCUUACAAUCUUUCACUGCUCAUACUCUACUAUUCUGCUUCACAAUUUUGCUCUUUCUUAAAUUGGAUCAUCAUCUCUUCUCUUCUUGGUGGAGUAUUUUCUUCCCGCUUUUUCUAUUUCAUUUAGUUGUAGCCCGUGGAAGAUUCACAUUACCUGCACCAUCAGCUACCCGUGAACAUCAUUGGGUACCAUGUCAUGCAAUUGCUGGCAUGCCUUUGCUUGUUGCCUUUGAGCUGCUUCUUUGUGUCUUUCUGGAGAGCAUCUAUGUUAUGAGAGUUCCUGCUGUAGACUUGAAGAUCGUCUUUCUGCCUUUAUUGGUAUUUGAAAUAACAAUUCUUGUUGAUAAUGUCAGAAUGUGCAAGGCUUUACUACCAGGAGAUGAAGAAAAUUUGAGUGAUGAUGCAAUAUGGGAGACACUUCCACACUUCUGGGUUUGUAUAUCCAUGAUCUUUUUCAUUGCUGCUACCUUGUUCACCCUUUUGAAGCUAUGUGCAGGUGGUGUUGGUGAUAUUGGUGCUUUAGGAUGGUGGGACCUGUUCAUAAACUUUGGAAUUGCAGAGUGCUUUGCAUUUCUUGUUUGCACAAAGUGGUCUAAUCCAGCGAUUCACGAAAACUUCCAAGCACGUGAAGGCAGUUCAUCAACAGUUAUUCGAUAUCUUGAUUGGAAUAACGGCCUAGUAGCUGCCUCAGAUGAUACCUCUGUGGAUAGGAUGUGUGGAUUGCAAGACAUUGGUGGUCACAUAACAAAAGCUCUUGUUAUUGCAUUUCAAAUCCUGCUUUGUAUCCACUUAGAGGAAAAUCCUGCUGCUGCUAGUAAUAUCCCGCUUUCCAUUGUCUUCUCUCCUUUACUUCUACUGCAAGGAGCAGUAGUACUUUUUACUGGAUCUAAAUUGGUGGAAAAUAUCUUAUGUUUACAUAAUGGGGCCUACACAGGAAGAUAUCUUGUGUUUUCUGCUAGAGCUCGUGACUUCUUUGGGUUUUUGUCCCAUGGCUCUAGGUUGCUUGAUUGGUCAUCCAUUGAUGAAGAAAGUCGAGAAGAACAGGCACGACUUUACCAUGAUGGAGCUGUGGGUUAUAACACUUUCUGUGGAUCUUCACCUGAAGUAGUAAAGAAAAUGCCGAGAAAGGAUCUUGCUCAAGAGGUGUGGAGACUUCAGGCUGCUCUUGGUGAGCAAAUGGAAACCACAAAAUUCAGCCUACAAGAGUUUGAAAGACUCCAAAAUGAAAAAAUUCUUUGCCGGGUUUGCUUUGAAAGACAAUUAAACAUAGUACUCCUUCCCUGUCGGCAUCGGAUUCUUUGCAGCACGUGUUCUGUAAAGUGUAAAAAGUGCCCUAUAUGCCGCGUUAUUAUUGAAGAGAGGUUACCUGUAUAUGAUGUAUAGCCUUGGUUAUCCAAAUGAUCGGAAACCUUAGACACAGUAGUUGAAGAUGCAAAGAUUUUGCAGAUUCAUGAUAAUUGUUUCUUGCUUUUUUGCCAAGUUUUUGUGAGCAAAAUGCAAGUAUACAUAUACAAAUAAUUGACUAGAAUAGUAAAAAAGUUCUCACAUUUUUAAAAAAACAAUGGCUUAUAUUAA
Molecule: messenger RNA, 1687 nt
Organism: Erigeron canadensis
Lineage: Eukaryota; Viridiplantae; Streptophyta; Magnoliopsida; Asterales; Asteraceae
Exons: 14
Coding region: 89-1495 (468 amino acids)
Source: RefSeq, a predicted model, not a curated record